Molecule: messenger RNA, 1479 nt
Organism: Aspergillus piperis CBS 112811
Lineage: Eukaryota; Fungi; Ascomycota; Eurotiomycetes; Eurotiales; Aspergillaceae
Product: Zn(II)2Cys6 transcription factor
Exons: 4
Coding region: 1-1479 (492 amino acids)
Biological process (GO): regulation of DNA-templated transcription
Molecular function (GO): DNA-binding transcription factor activity, RNA polymerase II-specific; zinc ion binding
Source: RefSeq, a predicted model, not a curated record
AUGUCAUCAGCAUCUCCUCAGGAGCUCGCUUCACGGCUCAACCAAUCUGGUAAACAACGAAAGAAGCGAUGGGUCACAAGGACGAAAACAGGGUGCAUAACCUGCAGAAUCCGGCAUGUCAAAUGCGACGAAACCAAGCCGAGUUGUCAGAGAUGCACAUCUACUGGUCGGAAAUGCGAUGGAUACCAAGACCCGCGCGCCAAGCAGAUCAUCCGCCGCAAGGCCGAGUCAGCCCAACCACAUGGCAUGCUGCAGGUACCAUCGGCGUGGAGCUUUAUUGGCGAUAAGCCAAUAGACCAUGAACAUUUUCACUACUUUCAAGUAGUCACUGCUCCCACCUUGACAGGUUUUUUCAAUUCGGGAUUUUGGUCAUACACCUUGCUGCAGGUUUCUUACUCCUAUCCGGCCCUCUGGCAUGCUAUUACCGCGCUGGCUUCCUUGCAUAGAGACUUCCUGGAGGAUGUGGCGCCACUUGCAAUCACAAGGGCUUGUAGUACGGCCAGGGGGUUUCAUUCACAGGCUAUGGCACAUGUUGCCAGCGCUAUGGUUUUAUGUCAGCAGUGGAAUAGAGAUUUCCAGACCCAUUCCCAUGCGUCUGAGGCUAUAUCUUCCGUGAUACUUCUUCUAGCCCAACUCGACAGUCAGGUCCGCCAGAUUUUUCUAGUUCAAGGAUUGCCAGUGCCUUGGACAACCCAAUUCGAAUUACCUGCCUUUGAAGGGUGUUUUACGUCCCUCGAUGAAGCACACGUCUCCCUGGAGGUCAAGGUCAACAACAACGCAUUGAAGCUUCUUACAAGCGGCAUUGAUAUAUCUGCACCUGAAGCGCUUGCGAAGAAGGAUGAUUGUCUUCAUGAGUUUCGUCAGUGGAAAUCUAAACUGGAAACAUAUCUUGCCGUUUCACCCCAUGAAAGGGGCACCAUAGCCGCGAACGUUCUCUACCUACGCCGUUCUUACGCCAAAGUGAUGCUGUCAUUAGACCCAACGAAGGGCGACCUCGCCCACGACGAGUUUAUCGAGGAUUACGCGCAGAUGCUUGAUCUAGCAAGCAGCAUUCUCGAAGGCUUGAACAACCCCUUGGCAGAAAAGUCCGAUACAGGUUCGAAACCAGCAAAACAGCACUUCAGUGUAGAGAGUACAGUGACAGAGACCCUGUUCCUGAUCGGGGUUCGUUGCCGUGAACCGACAAUUCGAGAACGGGCGCUGGAACUCAUGAGACUCUACCCACGUCGCGAAGGCAUGUGCGGUACCAUGUUAGCUCUGAAACUCGGGGAGACGCUUACUGGACUCGAAAGGACCGCAUGCCAGACUUCCCCACCGGGGUCGUGCAGUGAGGGACCAUGGGUGUGUGCUGAUCAUCGGGUGACAAAGAUACAAUGCAAAGAUGUCUCGUAUCAAAAAGUUGCUAUACUGUUGAGAACAGCUGGAGAGCAGAGACGGGGUUCAGAAGGAAAAUGGUUCACGUUCCAUAAGACAUGGUAG